GGCCACACUCAUUUCCCAGGCCCUCCGCUGGUGUGGAAGUGAACACCUUUUAUAGGAGGAGUUUACCAACUCCUCUUAAACCCCCGAGCCUCUGUGCUCCAGACCAUUUCCUCUCAGCCUCCUGCCCAGCCAAGAACAGCUCAGAAUGAUCCCAGGAGGCUUGACAGAGGCCAAACCGGCCACGCCAGAAGUCCAGGAGAUCGUUGAUAAGAUCAGAGAAAAGCUAGAAGAGAAAACCAACGAGAAAUAUGAAAAAUUUGAAGCCGUCGAAUAUAAAACUCAAGUCGUCGCUGGAGUCAAUUAUUUCAUUAAGGUGGAUGUUGGCAAUGGUAACUACUUACACGUGAAAGUCUUUCAAGGUCUUCAAGGACAAGAUGAUUUGGAGCUUAGUGAUUACCAGACUAACAAAACCAAGGAUGAUGAAAUCACCUACUUCUAAAGAGACCUGAUUCUCCCACUAUA
Messenger RNA from Myodes glareolus (Bank vole), 462 nucleotides. It is a transcript of the gene Csta, whose product is annotated as cystatin A. Lineage: Eukaryota; Metazoa; Chordata; Mammalia; Rodentia; Cricetidae. Gene Ontology annotation, cellular component: cytosol. The record is from RefSeq and is a predicted model, not a curated record. Gene Ontology annotation, molecular function: cysteine-type endopeptidase inhibitor activity.